ACAGUCGACACAUCAACGCCUCCCGAUAGCGAAUACCUAUCGAUAGGUCGAUAGGCAACUAAAAAAAACUUUUUUCUCGUUGUUGUACAGUCGGAGAUUUGUUUUUGCGGCAAAGCAAAGGAAAAGCAAAAGCAAGAGAAAUUUUUGGAGCAAAUCCAAUCCGAGCCGGCGCAAACGUGGUCAACAUGGUGAAGCCGGGCAAGAAGAAGGUGGUCGAGGAGCUGAGCCGCAAGAAGCUGGAACCGGAGGGCAAGCGCAAGAACGGUGCCGCCGUCGCCGCCCCAGAUUGCGAUAUUGAGGAGAACAGGGACAGGGACACCAACUCCUCCGUCUCCCACUCGACGGCCGGCUCCUUGAAGAAGCCGCUGAACAAGCGGAAGGUAACCCAGACCCAGAGCCGGUCGGGAGUGCGCUCGGGAUCCGACGACAGCGAUGACCUGCCCCUCAACGGCAGCAAGGAGUCCUCCGCCGGUGGGGGAGGAGCAGGAGGAGGAGGAGCAUUCGCACCCAAGAAGCGCAAGCUGGGCAAGGCCAAAGCCACCAGCAGCCACACAUCUGCCGCCAAAAAUGGCAAGAAGGCUGCUCCAGAAGACCUAGUGGACGACGAUGAACUGGUCAACAGUGAUGCUCAAACGGGAGCCGAUGUGGAAUACGAGGUAGAAGCGAUCAUGGGCCACAAGAUUAUGCGCGGCGCAUCGUAUUUCCUGGUGCGCUGGAAGGGAUACAAUAAGGAUUCGGACACAUGGGAGCCAGAAAUUGAUCUGAACUGCGACGACUUGAUCGCACAGUUCCUGGCUAAGAACAUCAAGACGGAGGCAAAAUCCAAAGCAAAGCCCCAGAAGGUCGUAAAGAAAGCCGUGUCCGGAGUCGGCGGACGUGGACGACCGAAGAAGGCCGCUACCCCAGCAGAUCCUGAAAAGCAGUGGGUUGUUGAGCGGAUCGUUGACUUUGCGGACGACCUGUACCGGAUCAGGUGGAAGGGAUUCGGUGCCAAGGACGACACCUGGGAGCCGGAGUCGAAUCUGUCCUGCGAGGGGCUGAUUGAGAAAUUCAAGCGCGACCUGGUCACGCAGAAGAACGUGGACACCAAGGAACUGCGCGAAUCGCCCAAGAAGACCAAGCGACUCGUCAACGAAUACUACCCCAGGACGAAUAUACACAACCGCAUUGAGCGCUCCUCAAAGCGCGCUGCCGCCAAGAACCGGUGCGUUUAAUAACUCUAUAUACAAAAUAAGCGUAUUUUAUGGCGAGGACUGAGGAAAGGCGGCGGCCCCGCCCCCUCGAAGUGGUUUUCGGUGGAGGCGGCAUCCUUAGAGUUUUAAUGCAUAUAACAUUCAUUUUUUUUCGGCGUUGGUUUUUGAGGACACACGCGGGCGGUGUACAUGGUGUGUUUGCUGUGCAAAAUUGAGGGGCAAGGAGCCAAGGAGCAGAUGUAACACGGAUCGAAAUUCAUCGCCCCCAAAAUUCUGAAGCGAGAAAAGGCAGACACAAUCCAAUCCAAGCAAAUACAACACAUUACAAAAUAAAGAUUUAUCUGUAACCUAAGCGAGGUCAGGCGCUUGAAUGCAGCACGGUAUAUAUGGUGAAGUAUUAUACCUGGUUAUGCUGCAUUCAACCAGCGUAGGAUAUAAGCAAUGUAAACCUAGACCUAAUCACACAACUUGUACCCUUAAGGUGGAAUUUAAUCAUUUUAAGCCUAAGUUUUGUCUUUUGCAAGAAAUUGUCACAGCUGCAAAUAGCCUCUUAACUAUUCUUCCCAAUCGUCUCCAUUCAAGUUAUGUACGCCAUAGUGUACACGAAGUAAUUACAUAAUAAUUAGCAAGGAGGCGCAGCAGUCUCUAGUAUGAUGAAUAAAUGUAAAACAAUGUCAAAUUCA
Molecule: messenger RNA, 1876 nt
Organism: Drosophila elegans
Lineage: Eukaryota; Metazoa; Arthropoda; Insecta; Diptera; Drosophilidae
Product: M-phase phosphoprotein 8
Exons: 4
Coding region: 186-1214 (342 amino acids)
Biological process (GO): chromatin organization; negative regulation of transcription by RNA polymerase II
Cellular component (GO): pericentric heterochromatin
Molecular function (GO): chromatin binding
Source: RefSeq, a predicted model, not a curated record